GUUCACCGGCCAGUGUUUCUGUAAGUUUUACUAGAAUUUAUGUUCAAAUUUACUUAAAACUUGUAAUUUUUUUACUUCAAAUACAACAACAAAGGUGGCUUGUUAAUAGUUUUCAACAGUUUACUAGUGUUUAAAAAUAUCUGUGUUAAUGAACUUGUUCACUAAACUUUCAACCAAGGUCAAAUGCGUUAGAAACUUUUAAAAACUGUCAAAAACUUCCAAAUGUUCUCUAAUUCUUUAUAACUUAAAUUGUACACAUGCCUUUGAAGAUUAAUUGUAAUAUUUUAUUAGUUUGAAUGACAAUUUAUUCUUGUCAAAACAGUCUACAAUCUCCUAAGUAACUUUGAAGAAAGCCGGUUUUCUUAUUGGUUUGGUUUUACUUAAGGUUUUGUUUUCAUACUUUUUGAUUUGGAAGUGAAUUUGCCAUACAUUUUCAUAUUUUUAAUCAACAAUUCAAUAAACUAUUUUAUAACUAAACUUGUAAUCUUUGAAUAACAUCUGUGCAUGAAAAAGUUUUAGAGAAUGAGGUUAAUCUUCAAGCACUACACCCAUUUCGUCAGGAAUUUUAGUUGUCAAACGAACAACAUGUCUAUCAAAUCGAUCAAGGCCCGUCAAAUCUUCGACUCCAGAGGAAACCCAACUGUUGAAGUUGACCUUGUGACCGAUUUCGGAGGCCUAUUCCGUGCCGCUGUCCCGUCCGGAGCUUCGACCGGUAUCUAUGAGGCUUUGGAGCUGAGGGACGGAGAGAAGAACAACUACCAUGGCAAGGGGGUGUUGAAGGCUGUCGGACACAUUAACAACUCCAUUGCUCCGGAACUUAUCAAGCAGAAAUUCGACGUGACCCAGCAGAAGGAAAUCGACCAGUUUAUGCUGAAGCUGGACGGAACUGAGAAUAAGUCAAAGUUUGGAGCCAACGCCAUUUUGGGAGUAUCCCUGGCUGUAUGCAAGGCGGGAGCUGCCAAGAAGGGGGUUCCUCUCUACAAGCACAUUGCUGAUUUGGCAUGCAACAAGGAGAUUAUCCUCCCAGUGCCAGCUUUCAACGUAAUCAAUGGAGGUUCCCACGCCGGUAACAAGCUGGCUAUGCAAGAGUUCAUGAUUCUGCCUACUGGCGCCUCCUCGUUCACAGAAGCUAUGAAGAUUGGUAGCGAGGUGUAUCAUCACCUGAAGAAGGUGAUUCUGAAGAAGUUCGGUCUGGAUGCGACGGCAGUGGGUGACGAGGGUGGAUUCGCCCCCAACAUCCUCGACAACAAGGAGGGUCUGGUGCUGAUUCAGGAGGCCAUUGCAAAUGCCGGCUACAAGGGCAAAGUCGAUAUCGGCAUGGAUGUCGCUGCUUCCGAGUUCUACAAGGACAACAAGUACGACCUUGACUUCAAGAACGAGGCAUCCGACAAGAGCCAAUGGAUCAGUGGCGAUCAGCUGACUGAACUGUACCAGGGCUUCAUCAAGGAGUUCCCCAUUGUCUCCAUUGAGGACCCCUUCGACCAGGACCACUGGGAGGCAUGGUCCAAGAUCACCGCUGCCACUAACAUUCAGAUUGUUGGAGACGAUCUGACAGUGACCAACCCGAAGCGCAUCCAAACAGCUGUUGAGAAGAAGGCUUGCAACUGUCUGCUGCUGAAGGUGAACCAGAUUGGGUCGGUGACUGAGAGCAUUGAGGCGCAUCUGUUGGCCAAGAAGAACGGCUGGGGCACCAUGGUCAGCCAUCGCAGUGGAGAGACUGAGGACACCUUCAUCGCCGACUUGGUCGUUGGACUUAGCACAGGUCAGAUCAAAACUGGAGCACCUUGCCGUUCUGAGAGACUGGCCAAGUACAACCAGAUCCUGAGAAUCGAGGAAGAGCUGGGUUCGGCCGCUAAGUACGCCGGAAAAUCGUUCAGAUGCCCCGUCUAGGAGCGCCAUCUAGGGUGGUUAGCACUGCUCCGGUUACGAGUUGGUCGAACAGUCAGUUGAACGAAAAGUGACCGGUGUGCAGGUCCAACAA
Nilaparvata lugens (brown planthopper) is the source of this 1981-nucleotide messenger RNA. RefSeq names its product enolase-like. Lineage: Eukaryota; Metazoa; Arthropoda; Insecta; Hemiptera; Delphacidae. Gene Ontology annotation, biological process: glycolytic process. The record is from RefSeq and is a predicted model, not a curated record. Gene Ontology annotation, cellular component: phosphopyruvate hydratase complex. Gene Ontology annotation, molecular function: phosphopyruvate hydratase activity; magnesium ion binding.